Tricharina praecox is the source of this 2007-nucleotide messenger RNA. Its product is annotated as branched-chain alpha-ketoacid dehydrogenase. Gene Ontology annotation, biological process: regulation of glucose metabolic process; protein phosphorylation. The transcript is spliced from 3 exons. Gene Ontology annotation, molecular function: pyruvate dehydrogenase (acetyl-transferring) kinase activity. Bases 128 to 1531 code for a protein of 467 amino acids. Gene Ontology annotation, cellular component: mitochondrion. NCBI's taxonomy places the organism in Eukaryota, Fungi, Ascomycota, Pezizomycetes, Pezizales, Pyronemataceae. The record is from RefSeq and is a predicted model, not a curated record.
GCUUGUCACACCUUAAAUCCACACCCCGCAAAACUGCCGUCCACACGCCACCACUACCCACCACCACCACCGCCGCCGUCACCUCAUAACCUCUCAUCGCAGAAGAGUCAAUGGCAUCCUCACGACCAUGCUCUUGCCGCAAUCAUCGCACCGGUUGCUGUCCUUGAGGAAAGGACUACCCCGCUAUAUCGCUCGUCUACAUCUUUCUCCUACUUCUACUGCCGCCGUGAUCCAUCGAAGAUACAAUCAGUCGCAAUCUGCCCAGCCCAAUCUUCCUUCUGUGACCGCAAACGUCACAACCACGCCAACGACAUCUACAACCUCAAAUAAUCCCACAAGAUGGCGCUCCUCCACCGUCCUCGAUUCUUACGUCGAGAAGCCAGCCCGCCCCAUCUCCCUGCGCCAGCUCAUAUUCUUCGGCUGCCGCAACCUCGACGAGAAACGCAUCGUGAAUAGCGCCAACUAUGUGCGAACGGAGCUCCCGGUUCGCCUCGCGCACCGAAUCCGUGACAUGCAGAAGCUUCCCUACGUAGUCGUCACGAAUCGCCACCUGUCGUACGUCUACGAGCUGUACUAUGCCGCCUUCGAGUCGUUCCGAAAGGUGCCCGAGAUAAAAACUGCAGAGGAUAAUGAUCGCUUCUGUGGCAUCAUCAAGGCGGCGCUGAAGGAGCAUCUCACCGUGAUUCCUAGGCUCGCGAUGGGGGUGCUGGAGUGUAGGGAUCUGCUACCCGCCGAACAGCUGGAUAAGUUUAUGCAUACGUUGUUGAGGAGUCGAAUCUCCCGCCGCGUCAUAGCAGAGCAGCACCUCGCCCUAACCGACACGUUCAACAGCCCGUUCCACUUCCCGGACGCGCCGGCGUACCACCACGGCGACUUCGUGGGCGAAGUCUUCCUCCGCUGCAACGCCAAAGAAGUCGUAGAGCGCGUGGGCGCGUACGCGGCCGAGCUCGCGCGCAAAGCACACGGCGCUUCGCACCCGAUCCCCGAAAUCCGCAUCGAGGGGCACCUGGACACAACGUUCCCCUACAUCCUGAGCCACCUCGAGUACAUCAUCGGCGAGCUGCUGCGCAACAGCAUCGAGGCGACGGUGGCGCACCACGGCUGGAAGACGCCAACCCCGCCCCCCAUCAACGUGCUCAUUUGCCACGCCCCAAAACACGUCAUCUUCCGGGUUAGCGACCAGGGAGGCGGCAUCCCCCCCGACGAGACGGAAGACCUCUGGUCGUUCGCAAAAACUCGCCGCACCGACCUCACCCGCCUCAAGAAUUUUGCGCAGGUUCCGAAGAUGGCCGGGACCCUGCAGGAGCUCCAGGAGCUCCAGCCCGACGUCGGCGAGACUAGUCUGCACACCCUCACCUACCGCCCGCCCGACCUGAAGCUCGGCAUGGGCCUGCCCAUGACCAGGGUCUACGCCGAGUAUUGGGGCGGCAGUCUGCAGCAUACCAGCAUGGAGGGCUACGGAACAGAUGUGUUUCUGCAGAUCGAGAAGCUUGGAAAUCGCCUCGAGCAGUUGAAUAUCGACCAGUUGUAGCGCAGCUGAUCGCUUCUAUGUAGUGUUUGGGUGCAUGUAUGCUCGGCUGGCUGGUUGGUGUUGUGGUUUCGGUUCUGGAUUUCUAUUUCUAUUUCGCAGAGUUUAAGGUUUGGUUAUUACAGUUAUGCAGUUAGUGCUUUGCAAUUGGAUUGGAUUGGAUAUUUCGUUGGUCUUGUACUUGGUUUUGAUUUUGAUAUCAAGUUGUCUGUCUGCCUGUCUGUCUUUGCGGUGAUUCCCUUUUUUUCCUUGCAAAUACAUUAUGUAGGAAGCAGCGAUGUCACGAUGCUUAAGUGCUUAUGCACAUCCAGAUUUCACAUUGAUUUCUCAUGCGCCCUCCAUCUGUGCAAACAGAUAUGCAGACUAGCCCUUGAUCCAGAAAAUAUAUACACCACGUACCUCCCUCCAUAAAAGUAGAGUACAAUACAACGCAAAACUCCCCUAACGCCAAAACAAACCCCCCCGUCCCCCCGUCCCCC